GCUCGAGUGCCUUCAGACAGAAAGCCAGGACCUCGCUGCGACACAUUUCAAGAAAGUUCCCAGAUCAACCUGAUUUUUGAAUCGAUUGCGUUUGACAUUCUUCCAGUUCUCCUUAAGCUCAUAGACGCCUCUGUGACACAAAAUGCUGCCUGCAACCUUCAAGCUGUGCGCCGGCAUCUCAUACCGACACAUGAGGAACAUGACAGGUUUGAGAAAGAAUGCUAUGGUGGCCCUUCAUCAUGAGCUGAACAGACUGGCGGGUCCAGACUCCACUAACUGGAUCAGCCAAGUGCGCCGACGCAGCUCCCUUCUGAGUUGUCAGAUCAGAGAAGACCAGGGCUACAGCGCAGAGGAAAUGUCCUACGUGAAGCAGGGCGAGGAGGCGCUGCAGAAGGCCCUGAGCAUCCUCAGCGACCAGGACGGCUGGACCGUGGAAACCACAGCCGCAAACGGAGACAAAGUCCUGAGUAAGAUGGUGCCUGAGAUUGGGAAGGUGUUUAAGCUGGAAGUGAUGUUGGAGCAACAUCCUGAUAACGUUUACAAAGAGCUGGUGGGCAAUAUGGAGCAAAUGGGGGAGUGGAACCCCGACGUCAAACAAGUCAAGAUCCUUCAGAAGAUUGGCCAGGAGACAAUGGUUACCCAUGAACUGUCUGCAGAGAGAAUGGUUGGGCCAAGGGACUUUGUGAGCGUCCGCUGUGCCAAGCGCAGAGGCUCCACCUGCUUCCUGGCUGGAAUGUCCACUCAGCACCCCCUCAUGCCUGAGCAGAGAGGUGUGGUCAGGGCGGAGAACGGGCCGACGUGUAUAGUGAUGAAGCCCUGCGCCGAAGACCCAAAUAAGACCAAGUUCACCUGGUUGCUAAAUAUAGAUCUAAAGGGCUGGAUCCCAAAGACGAUCAUAAACAAAGUGCUCUCUCAGACGCAGGUGGACUUUGCCAACCACCUUAGGCAAAGGAUGGCCAAUAACGUUACCAUGGAGAUGGCGCACGUCUGCUGACAGCAGCUGCCCCUUGAGUUGUGGCACAGAGGGCUCGACACUAACGUAGCUGAGGAGCAACCCCCACUUGCUCAUAAAGAAACAAAUCAUUUGAAUCAGUCUCUAUCUGCUGCAAAACCUAGAGUAUCAAGGAGAUCACAUUAAGAUGGGCCUUGUCUGGAAUCUGAGCCUUAGAUGUUGUUUUUUAAUAUAUUCACUAUAUAAAUAUAAGCUCCUGUCAUCAGGAUUUACAUUGCCAACACAAGUCGUAUGUAUUGUGUAAUAUAAUUUAUCACCCACAGCAGUAAAACAUGUAAAAAACACAUAUACAUUGCAACCUUCUGCUAACAUGGCUCUUAUUGUCCCUCUCUGCUGGGAAAUUGCACUUUUAUUUCAGUUUUCUAUUUAUUGAAAUUUGCAAAGAUGCAUUACAUUAAAAUACAACCAAAAAUCAAAGAAAAUAUACAAUGCCUUUUUUGUUUAGUUUUUGCAUUUUUUAUGCUUUUGGAAAAGCAGAAAAGUAGCUUGGAACAUGCCCUUUCCUGAUUCAUGAUGAUUUAAAUAAAUUCAUAAAACCUUUCA
Messenger RNA from Betta splendens (Siamese fighting fish), 1555 nucleotides. RefSeq names its product steroidogenic acute regulatory protein (gene star). Gene Ontology annotation, biological process: intracellular cholesterol transport; regulation of steroid biosynthetic process; steroid biosynthetic process. Gene Ontology annotation, molecular function: cholesterol binding; cholesterol transfer activity. The coding region runs from base 143 to 994 and encodes 283 amino acids. The transcript has 7 exons. NCBI's taxonomy places the organism in Eukaryota, Metazoa, Chordata, Actinopteri, Anabantiformes, Osphronemidae. The record is from RefSeq and is a predicted model, not a curated record. Gene Ontology annotation, cellular component: mitochondrion; mitochondrial intermembrane space.